AUGUCCAUGCGUAUGUUACCCCGUCUAUCGAUCGUAGACAUUGUUAUAUGAGAAUUGUAUUACAAAAUCAGCGGUGUCUUCUAAGAGAGUCUGCGAUGGAAAUAAAAUAUAAUUGUCAAGACAGAAAUGGUUGCUAUGAUAUACAGUUUUGUUUUCCGGGUUAUUACGAUAGUUUAUGUGGUGUUUUUCAUGAAGAAUGUUAUAGCGCUGUACGUCAAUUUUAUAAGGAUGCUAGCAAGUGUAGUUUGGAAAAUAUUUGCAUAAAUAUUUUUCGACGUUGCGAUGGUACAAUGGUUAGCGAAACUUUAAUAAAACAACAAGUGGCGGACGUUUAUGGCCGACUGUAAUUACAGACGGUGUUCUGAAACCAAUACCCAGUUUUUAUAUUUAUCUUAUAGCUGUGAAUAAAUGUGAUAAUGGUGAUCGAUAUAUAACUAUUGGGAUUGUACACUGGUUGUUUGGGAUUUAUGGUGAAUUGCUGAUUGAUUACCGCAUCUAUCCUGAAUUGUUCAGACCUCAACCCGAGUGGAAAGAUACGCCGAUCUAUUUACCGUCUGUGACGUUUGACAGUAUUGAUUUUAAUAUUGAUUAUACUGAGCAACAGCAGUUAACAGCUAGCGAAGCGAAAGAUUUCGUCGCCGGUGUGGUAGAUACGUUGAUUACAUUUUUAAAUGAAAAUUAUGAGAGAGAUUUUGAGACGGUGGUCGCCGAGUUUGAAAAGGAGCAUGGGAUGGGUGUAUCAAAACGUUUGAUACAGAUUAUGAUAUACCAUCAAAAAUUGGUUCACCGCGUACAGGAUUGGAUAAUAAAGAGUUGCGGCUGUACACGAAACGACCAAGUCUGUCAUUGUGGAUUGUAUACCAAACGCGAUAUAGUGAAGUGUAGAAAGUUGUACUUUCAAGACGCGGGACUAUUGGUCAGCGAUGAGGUGUAUUUUACCACCUCGAGAUAA
This is a messenger RNA of Paramuricea clavata, 952 nucleotides long. The record is from the annotation of a GenBank genome assembly. NCBI's taxonomy places the organism in Eukaryota, Metazoa, Cnidaria, Anthozoa, Malacalcyonacea, Plexauridae.